Lepisosteus oculatus (spotted gar) is the source of this 474-nucleotide messenger RNA. RefSeq names its product peroxiredoxin 6 (gene prdx6). Gene Ontology annotation, biological process: cell redox homeostasis; cellular oxidant detoxification. Gene Ontology annotation, molecular function: peroxiredoxin activity. The record is from RefSeq and is a predicted model, not a curated record. NCBI's taxonomy places the organism in Eukaryota, Metazoa, Chordata, Actinopteri, Semionotiformes, Lepisosteidae. Gene Ontology annotation, cellular component: cytosol; mitochondrion.
AUGAUCGCCCUCUCCAUCGACAGCGUGGAGGAUCACCUGGGCUGGAGCAAGGACAUUGUUGCCUACAACACGGAGCAGCCCGGGUCCAAGUUGCCUUUCCCCAUCAUCGCGGACGCGAAGCGGGAGCUGGCGGUGCAGCUCGGCAUGCUGGACCCCGACGAGAGGGACAAGGACGGCAUGCCCCUGACUGCGCGCUGCGUGUUCGUGAUCGGCCCCGAUAAGAAGAUGAAGCUGUCCGUCCUCUACCCUGCUACCACAGGCCGCAACUUCGACGAGAUCCUGCGCGUGAUCGACUCGCUGCAGCUCACGGCGCAGAAACGCGUGGCCACACCCGUCGACUGGAAGCCUGGCGAGUGCGUCAUGGUUCUGCCCAACAUCCCUGAGGCCGAGGCAGCCACCCUCUUCCCUGCUGGGGUCUUCACCAAAGACCUGCCCUCUGGGAAGAAGUACCUGCGCUACACGCCCCAGCCAUGA